Ricinus communis (castor bean) is the source of this 2226-nucleotide messenger RNA. Its product is annotated as serine/threonine-protein kinase BSK1. The coding region runs from base 484 to 2025 and encodes 513 amino acids. The transcript has 9 exons. NCBI's taxonomy places the organism in Eukaryota, Viridiplantae, Streptophyta, Magnoliopsida, Malpighiales, Euphorbiaceae. Gene Ontology annotation, molecular function: ATP binding; protein binding; protein kinase activity. Gene Ontology annotation, biological process: protein phosphorylation; brassinosteroid mediated signaling pathway. The record is from RefSeq and is a predicted model, not a curated record.
ACUCAAUAGGAGAGAAAAGGAAGGAAAAACAGAGAGACAGAGAAAGAGAUAGGUUUUGGGAGUGCAGAAAGAAAGAAAGAGAAAAAAAAAAUGUAAAAAAGAAAGAAGAGAGAGAGAGAGAGAGGAAAUAAAAAAAACACGCAAAUGGAAAGAAAGGGAAAGCUGCAGCUUCUGCUUAUCAUUAUCACUCAGCAGCAGCAGUACAGAUCUCUCCCUCUCUUUCCUUCUUCCUUUCUCUCUCACUCUCUCUCCCUUUUCUCUUCCACUUACCCACACGGGCGUUAAGUCAGUGUGGUGAACCUAAAACCAAGAAUUUCUCUCUUUUUAAAAAAAAAAAAUUAUUGUUAUUAUUAUUAAUAAAUAAAUAAAACAAAAAGCUUAAAACCGUUUCUCCUUUUCUCUCUCUGUAUGAUUUGUUUCUGAAACGGAGUUAUUUUAUUUUGGUGGAGGGGGCGGCCGACUCACUCAACUCGGGACCGAGUUAUGGGUUGUUGCCAUUCUUCCCUUUUCCAAGUACCUUUUAUUUCUGAGAAAAAGGAACCUAACCACAACUAUAGCAAGAAUCAAAAUCAGGAUCAGAAUCACCAGCCGCCCAACGGCAAAGGCGCCGCCUGUCCUCCUGCUGGUACCUCCUCCGGUUUCACCAUCUUCUCUUUUGCUGACCUAAAAGCUGCCACCAACAACUUCAGCUCCGAGUUCAUCGUUUCUGAAAGCGGUGAAAAAGCUCCCAAUGUUGUUUAUAAAGGUCGCUUGCAAAAGCAGGAUAAUAAUAAUAACCGCACUUGGAUUGCUGUCAAAAAAUUUACCAAACUUGCCUGGCCUGAUCCUAAACAGUUCGCUGAUGAGGCGUUAGGUGUUGGGAAGUUAAGACAUAAGAGGCUAGCUAAUUUGAUUGGCUACUGCUGCGAUGGAGAUGAAAGGUUGCUUGUCGCUGAGUAUAUGCCUAAUGAUACCCUUGCCAAACAUCUUUUCCACUGGGAGAAUCAAACUAUUGAGUGGGCCAUGCGAUUAAGAGUUGCUCUGUACAUCGCUGAAGCUUUAGAUUAUUGUAGUUCUGAAGGGCGUCCACUAUACCACGAUUUAAAUGCUUAUAGGGUUCUCUUUGAUGAGAAUGGAGAUCCUCGGCUGUCAUGCUUUGGCUUGAUGAAGAACAGUAGGGAUGGAAAAAGUUACAGCACAAAUCUUGCAUAUACACCCCCUGAAUAUCUAAGAAAUGGAAGGGUCACUCCAGAAAGUGUCAUCUUCAGCUUUGGGACUGUUCUUUUGGAUCUUCUUAGUGGAAAGCACAUCCCUCCUAGUCACGCUCUUGAUAUGAUACGGGGAAAAAACAUCCUUCUCCUAAUGGAUUCACAUUUGGAGGGAAACUUUUCGACUGAUGAGGCAACUGUGGUCUUUGAUCUUGCUUCACAAUGUUUACAAUAUGAACCCAGAGAGCGGCCAAAUACCAAGGAUCUUGUUGCAACAGUUGCACCUCUGCAAAAUAAACCUGAUGUUCCAUCUUAUGUAAUGCUGGGAAUCCCAAAGCAUGAGGAAGCACCACCCACUCCACAACAUCCUCUUUCUCCAAUGGGUGAUGCCUGUUCACGGAUGGAUCUCACAGCUAUCCAUCAGAUUUUAGUAAUGACGCACUACAAGGAUGAUGAAGGAACUAAUGAGUUAUCUUUCCAAGAGUGGACCCAACAAAUGAGAGAUAUGUUGGAAGCUCGAAAGCGUGGAGAUGUAGCAUUUCGUGACAAAGAUUUUAAGACUGCUAUAGAUUGUUAUUCUCAGUUCAUAGAUGUGGGAACAAUGAUUUCUCCAACUGUUUAUGCAAGGAGAAGUCUGUGUCAUCUUUUAUGCGAUCAACCAGAUGCCGCACUCCGAGAUGCAAUGCAAGCACAAUGUGUAUACCCUGAAUGGUCUACAGCAUUUUACAUGCAGGCUGUCGCCCUUGCCAAGCUGGACAUGCACAAGGAUGCAGCUGAUAUGUUGAAUGAGGCUGCUGCAUUAGAAGAGAAAAGGCAACGCGGUGGGAAAGGGUCUUGAGGAGAGUGUAAAAUUCUUUUGUACUAGUAGUUUGGCCGAUUGUUGUGGUGGUGGUUGUAAGAAAAAAAAAUGUGGGUUUAGUGUAUUGGCAAUUAGAAAUUGGCUUUCAUCCAAAAUGUAACAUAGUGAGAGGAAUGGUUCUUCUAUACUGGCUGUUACAGUAAUUUUUUCCUCUAAAAUUGGAUGAAAUAAUUUAUCUCA